UGUAUAUGUCAAACUGUUAAGUGAACAUUCUAGACUAUAAAAAUGACACCACUCAAAUUGCUCAGGAUCAGUUCUUCAAAUGCCUCAGUACUGCAUACCAAUGGAUGUAACUGUGCAAUUCAUUGACUCCGAGGACGAGGUGGAAGUACCCCCUACCCAAGACUCGGAUGUAAUUAUUAUUGAAAACACAGAUCAGGAGCCUCUGGAUGCUUCCGACUCUCAGGAUGCGGUUGAGCUGGUCCUACGAGGCGUGUUUGCGCCUGCUACAGUGUCAACCCAAACGGAGCCUAUUGGAGCUGACUAUGGCUCCCUUGAGUGGAGCGAUUUUCCAUUGGGGAGGACCACUGAAGAAGUUUUGAAUCAACUAAUACGGGACGAUGAAGACGAUGAAGACGAUGAUCAAUUUCAAUACGAUGAAGACGAUGAUCAAUUUCAAUGUGGACAGAGAUUUGAAUUGGACGAAGUUUUCUCAAACUCUCAAGGCAAUACGUUUCCAGAUGAUGAUCACAUCUUUGAUCAGAUCAUCGAGUCCAACCCCUCGAACGAAUAUUUAAAAAUGAUGGAUGACGACGAAGAUCACAACCUACUAGACGUUUUAUUUGAUCUGGGAUUGUAAUUUCCAUGUUGAAAAAAAAAUUAUAAUAAAUAAAAAAACUUUUACAAAAAUGCAGUUGUUAAAAUUGUUUUUUCUUUAUUUGAUAAUUUUCUUGUGCCUUGCGAAUGCUUUUUAAGACUGCAUCGUGCUUCAACAGGAGAUGAGCGUUAUAAUCAUAUCGCAACCAGAAUGUUUGUACUUUUGGACAGAAAUAACAGCAAUAAUAUGACGUUCUUGAUUUUUGAUAAUUAAAGUUAUGUAACUUUAAGAUAUGAUUUUUGAGGCCUAUGCGUCUAGUAAACGAUUUUGUUUCUG
This is a messenger RNA of Drosophila gunungcola (fruit fly), 910 nucleotides long. RefSeq lists its product as uncharacterized. The record is from RefSeq and is a predicted model, not a curated record. NCBI's taxonomy places the organism in Eukaryota, Metazoa, Arthropoda, Insecta, Diptera, Drosophilidae. The transcript is spliced from 2 exons. The coding region runs from base 80 to 616 and encodes 178 amino acids.